CAGAAGCAUCUCUCAAUGCGGUCCUCCCUGUUUUCCAUCUGUGUUGCAUGUAAUUCUUUGGGGGUCCUGGUUUUCUUUUGGGAGAAGAGGGUGUCAGUGUUGAACCCGGAGCCCCUCCCGGUCUGGUAUGUAAUGCCGUUCCCAGACAGACAUCCCUACGCCCUCGAUGGAGAUGACGCCAGAGCCUGAAGGCGAUGUUUUCCCCUUGGACUGGGUGGCUGGCGAGAUGGUAACGCCGAGGCGGGGAGCAGCUCCACAGCUCAUCGCCCUCAUCCGAGCAACCGCCUGAGACGUACCGUGCCAAUUCCAAGCCUUUGCUGGGUGUCCGCUGCCUUGCUGCCAGCGGUGGGGGGCAGCCCGGGGGCUCCUCGGGGACCCACCGGCUUCCCUCCGCCAUCCUCCAAGGCGGCCUGUCCCCACGUACACGUGUCUGGGAAAGAGAAAACCAAACAAAUCUGGAAUGUCUGGAGUGGCACUACCAGCCCAGAGCUUGGCAUCACUGAGAAACGCUUUGCAGAGCCGUAUUAUCCAAGAGACACAUAGCGAGGGAGUUUGGGGAAAUGAGCACCGUGUAACCAGACAGCUAUAAACCUUCAGCUGCGGACCACUGACAGGAGUCUAUAGACCACCAGUUUGGGAAACCGCUGCUUUAAACCUCUAAAUGAUUCAACAUUUAUAAGAGUGGUCCUCCGGGAGGAAAGUCAAAUAAACAGCAGCCUAAACUGUACUCCAGAUAGCUGAAAACCAGGAGCAGGACCAAACCCAAUUAUUCACAAGAUGAUGCUGAUGUGAGUCUUUUCUCAGUAAGAAACACCAAGCAGAGACAAUUUUUCUGAAAUAGGUAGAGUGCUCUGUGAAGUGCAGUAUUGGAAAAGGAAGACGUGUACAUGCUUGGAAAACGCUGAGCUGCUCGUGAAGCUAUAGACACUGCAUGUUUAUGACUUGGUUUUCUAAGCGAUCUCCAGAGCUUGGACGGAUUACAGUGAUAUUUUAACAAGGCUGCUGGCAUCCAUCACCAGCUUUCACUUACGGAGAAAGCUAAAAGGUCGAAGAAUGUAAUUAUUUCCACGUAAGCUAAAUGCUAGUGGGUGAUUGUCGUGAGAACUUCGAUGCUUUAAACUUCUUUGUCUCCUGUAAGGCAAACAGUCCCUCUGAUGACACCACGAAUCUGGGAAUGAAGAACUUCUCAGAGCUGAUUGGAAAUGGCAUUGCGGAGCUGAAACUUAACUGGAGGAAAUAUAUCUCCUGAAGAAGAAAAUAUAAUGCACUGUAAGGAUCUGACUUCUGGUGAAAAAUUCAAGCCUAGAGAAAACUUGUCCGCUUUGUUAGGAAGAAUGGGUUGGACAAUUUUCUUCAAUUCCAAAGGAUAUCAGAAUGCCAUGCUGAGCUUAAUCUCUGCAGCAUGCUCUGUGCUUCUCAUCUCCUCCUGAUGCACUGCAUGGUUAUCCUGAAGGGGAGGAUAAAGAAACUGGCCACCAAGAUGGUAAUCACAAGUGGAAAUGAAGAAGAUAAAGGCAGUCAAGAAAAGGAAAGCAAAGAAGAAACCAUCUUGGCAAUGCUUGGAAUUAUUGGGACAAUUCUGAACCUCAUUGUGAUCAUUUUUGUGUAUAUUUACACAACGUUGUAAAGUAGAAGGCAUGCAAAUAGACCAGAUAAAACGGCCAUUAAGAGUGACUACAAACAUUGCUGGCUAUUGACAAGUUGUUUAAUCAGAAUUGACUGUGUAUUAUAUUAACACAUCAUAAAAGCACUGCCUGCAGGCAGCGAAGGCUGAAGCACAAUUAAUUUAACGAGACUUUUUCACACAGUAACAAGCUUAACUCUUCUGCCCUGCCCUCUUCCUUUCCGUUUGGUUUUAGGUUUGGGGGAAAAUGACUGCAAUUAUGUAAAUUGUAGCUUUGAAGAAAUCCACCAGGGAUAUGUUGUUUUAACACAAUUUAAAAAGAAAAAAAAAAAAAGAAAGAAAGAAACUGUACACUACAUACAACUAGAAAUGUAUACUGUAUACCCGCAAAGAUUGAACUCGAAGAUAGCUUCAUAGCACUGAUCACGCGUCCGUCAGGUCAAAUGGUUUUUUUUCUCUUGGUUUUUGCUUUUGCUUACAUUGAAUCUGACAAGCUUUUUAUUUAGAAUGAACAUAUGGUGCAAUCAUGAAAAAAACAAUUCCAUUGAGCAAGGUCUGCCUAAACCUGAUAAAAUGUUGGGAGAAAUACGUUACGUGGUUAUUUUUCCUUUCUCAUUUGCUUAACGUCUGUGUCUGUUCAUACCAAUGUUUAUAAAUAUAUAUUUUUAAUAAAUGUGCUAUAUUUUUAGCAUGAACCAAAUAUUUGGAGACACUCGUAUUCAUGCAGCUAAAUUUUGUUUGACGAAGUGCCCUUUUUGACAAUGGAUGUUAUUUUGCUCAGCAAUUAUACAGCAGUCUCGUUUGCAGCCCUCUCGCUGUGGUCUGAAGCGAGCUCACAUCGUGCUCAUAUGCAUGACUUGAAGUUGGAAUGUCAGCUGAAAAGCUUUGCUGCUUAAUACGGGAAGUAGCAAAACAUUGUAAGGUGACCUUUGGAGACUGGUUGCAGAAAGAAGGCUCUAUUUAUAGUUUAAAAAAAAAAAAAGAAAAAAGAAAAGGAAAAAAAAGCAAACGAAAGGAAUAUUGAGGCAUCUCACAAGAUAUUACAAAAUUCACAGAACUGACGGCUUUCCAAAUCUGGUCACGCUCUCUAAGUGCUUAUAUUGAGAGAAGAGAGCAGAGGUUUAUGCAGUUGAGAAGAGAAAUAUAGAGCGCCUGUAGUGAGGGGCUUAAGCGAAAUCCAGACUGUAAAUACAGAGUAUAUUUUAAAUGUGAGGAUCAUUAACCCUUUAUGCUUCUCUGAUGUGUGCUUUAACUGAGGUUGGCGCAGUGAAAUUCUCUGACUUGUGUUUUUGACAGGAAUGUACAGUGAUGAUGAUCACCGUUUUUCUUCAGAGUUCAGUACCUAUAAAUAUAUGAAGCAUUAAAAAUAUGAGACCUCAAUUUUGCCUCAAGCUGCCUAAGUACAUUGCCCAUUAACUCUGACAUAUCCUCUUAAAAAAUAGGUCAAUUAAUUCUUUACUGACUUGUGGUUUGGAUUGCGUCCUCGGAUAGACCAGGGGGAUUGCUAUUGAAGUCAGCUGGAGCUGUAAAAAGUUCGAUCCUGGAGUCUCAUUGAUUUCAGUGAUCAGUCCUGUCCUUCUGGAAUCAGCAAUGAGCAUUUCACUGGUUUCCAGGGGAUAGGACUGGUCCGAAAAAUACAGAUUUUCGUUGCAGGCUAUAAAAGCAAGCCUGGAAAACCCUGAGGGGCACCUCUCAUAAACAGAGGUGUUCAGUCUCUUGUGGUAUCUCACAUUCAAUAACAAAACCAUUAGGAGAAGGAAAAGGUCGGUAAAUAAAUUAAAAUGAAAUCCCAUACGGAGACUGAGGGAAAAAAUAGCAAAAAUAAUCUCAUGUUAAUGAAAACAUGACAGAGGUGAGAAAACGAGCAGAGAUUUGAAUGAGCAGAGAACGGCGCAGAAAGAGGGUGCUGAGCCGGGGUGGUUGAGGAAACGUUUGUGUUCGGAGGGUGCUGGUAGGGCUGAAGGUCUCAGGGUGGGGGGGCGUGAGAAACAUUCGUGGUGCAGUUCAGAGGAGCUGCGCAAGGCUGGUCUUGGUUUUUAAUUUAUUGGUAAUUCUUGGUAAUUCUACGGAAUUACCAAACUCUGCUUUUUGAUCAUCCUGAACGGAAAAAAACCCAAAAAAGGUAAAAUAUAUUUGCCUCCACUCUGCAUUUUUUUCUUCUGGUUAAACUCCUGCUGAUCACAGCACGUGGCAAUGGCAUCGCUCGUGUCCCAGGGCACCUGCACACGCUCCGGGCACCCCCCUAACUCCAGCCUGCCCCUCGCGCUGACAGGAUCCUCUCUGCAGCAGCUUCUCUUCAUCCUCUCCUCCUCCUCCUCUGCCGGCAAACACUGACGGGAUCUGCCUGAGGCUCGUACCCAUCUUCCAGAGGGGAAGCCUGGGGAGGGAUGUGUCCGAGACAAGAGAUGAGCUCUCAUGCCUGGUACUUCUUUGCCUCUCUCUGCAGCAAAUGAUAAUACCCGUCAUCUUCUUGUGGGCACGAAGAUGCUUAAUGAAUGAAAUUUCGCGGAGUACUUUUAUUAAUAUUACCAAUUAAAGCUCUGCAUUGUAAAACAACAUAUUACACCCCCACGGCCCUAAAGUAAAGUAGCAACUUCUGCUGCUCAUCAUGGUUGCGCUCCUUCCGACAUGGGCCUGCAUCUGCAAAUAGCCCAAACAUGCCUAAGCUGAACGGGUGGAUCAAAAAGCGGACGGACUCUGUCUUUACUCUGCCUUUCCCAAGAGAAGACCCCUGAGGGGAUGAGUUUCCAGGAGUGGGCCUGCUGUAGUCUCAGCGUAGGCAGAGUGGGCACUCCGGCCCUGCGCCCUCAGCAGCCGCGUGCUCUACGCUCUGCCACGGGGCUUUUAUCGCACCCUGGAAGAGGAAGAAAGGUUCAUCCCGUUCCAUAAAAAGUUUAGGACUUAAUAUUUUAAUUUUAUGGGUUUCUAUUCACGGAUAGUUCUAGAAAUAUCCUGGGGCAAGUACUUCUUAAGUAGAUUCAUUAAGUAUUCAUUUAAAUAAAAAUGAAGAGUUGCCUUCGAGGGCAAUUUCUCUGCCUUUUAUUUGGUAUUCAUGAACACUGAUAUAGGAAAAGUAUGUUUUCAAGAAUGAAGUGAAAUGUUUUAUACAAGGAUUUGAAAGCCUGCCUUCCCAGGCAGCCGCAGGCAGGCCUGCUUUCAGCUGGACGCCAGCUGGAGCCAAACUCCCCUCCUGCUUUUUUAUGUGAGCAGUUUUCAGCAUGUGCCUAUAAGAAAUAUUCGACUAGGUAACAUACAUAUCAUGGAUACCUUGUAGUCAGUAACUGCAGUAUAAAUAGUUGAAUAAAACAUCUCAUUACAGGCGCUGAAUGGUAAAUCUGUUUUGGCAAGGAAAAAAGCUGAUAGUCUCAUUUUUGGCUUGACUUGUAGGUAACGCAAAUAGUUUCCAAAGUAAAUUUUUUUUAGAUAAAAUAUUACUCCAUUAGCGACAGGAACUUUCACGUUUGCAUUUGCGUAGAAGGAAAUUAAUAUCCAAUAUCUUAAUAAGAUACAAAAACAUCACCUUUUGCUUCUGUCAACUAAGAAUAGCUUUGCAUUUUUAAAUUAUCCUCUGUAGCUUGAUGGUUUGUGUUACAGGAAUGAGAAAUAUUUUCCUGAGGUGACAGGAAGGUGACAUUCUCCCCACUAGUGUCUGGUGAGUUGUCUGGUGGGUACAGAAGACUUUCAAGAAAGAAGAAGAUAAAACUAUUUAAAUCACAUUACACGCACAACAAAGUGAGGAAAAAGAAGAAAGACGGGCUCCCGCUCUCAUCGCCGGUUCCGACAACUGCCACUGAAAAUUCAUUCUCUCCAGAAUCGCGUCUUCAUACAGGAACAUGUCUUCUGCUGCGCUGGCUGACGGGGCGGCCUUUUCAAUUAUGUACCUUUUGCUCCUUCUGCUUGCACCCCUGCAGCGGUGUGGGGCUCAUCGCACCUCCGCACAGUUUUCACGUCCCCGGCCUGGGAGCCUCUGGGAGCUGCUGCAAAGGUCUACUGUGGGGCAGUUUCAUUAUUUAUUAUUAUCCUUAUUUAUUAUAAGGACAGUCAGUAAUCAUCCUCAUGUUAUUGUCUGAUAAUCUAGGGGAUAAUUUGCUGGUUGAAUUCCCCGACACAUCCCUCCCCUGGCCCAGAGGUAAAAUUUUGAUUCAGUAGACAUCCAAAUACAAAAAAGGCUUCAGUUACACUUUGAUAAAACUUCAUUACGAAAGAUUUCUUAAGUAAAAGUGUCUUAUAUUUCCAUUUAAUCUGUGUCCUGGAGCUCACCCCAAAUGCCCCAAGGUCUCACCCACAUCGGGAGUCUCAUCGCUUCUGAGUGAGAAUUGACAUUUCAGAAUGCAUUGUGGCAGAGGACUUGGCCCAGAGAGGGGAACAGGGAUAAAAAGUAACUUGACUUAAAACUCCAGGGAGGCAGCACUGCAGAAUUUACUCAUUAAAUAGUUUGAGGUUUGGCCGGAGUACUUUGUUUCUGGCUAGCCGGUAUUUUGGAGAAAAAAUAUUGUUGUUCCUUGGAAAGUUUCUGGAAGAAAUAUGUCUAGCUGAAAGAAAGAACCUCAUUGAAAACGUUUCAGCAGCAAUUUCCAGCAGCAACCUUCCAAAGAAAACACCGAGCAGGCCUCUGAGUGACUCUGGCUGCUUCCCAAGAGUACUUUUUGGCAGCCCAGGAACACCCUGCACAUAUAUGUAAGCACCUCUUGCUUACUGAGAGGCUUUGUCUUCUUUGGAGCAGAAUGCACAGAUUUAUAAAGAUCUAAAAAUGUAAGGAAUAGUACAUUAUGCAGUCAACAACAAAAAAUAAUCCUGUUCGCCUUCAUUUCCAGCAGAUACCCUGCAGACACCCUGCAGACACCCUGCAGAACCUGCACUGCUUCCGUGCCUGGCUGUGCAUUUUGGAGGCUCUUCCCAAAGGGUCUUAUAAACCCAGCGUAGCUUUCCUUCCCCACCACUGAUCCAAGAGAAACGAAACCUGUUCAGCGUGGAAACCUCCGUGCCAGGCUGAAAUCCCACGUGCACCCGUACGCAUUUAUCUACAUAUGAACCAUCUGGUAUCCAGUAAGACCCUCCUUGUCUUAAGCAUUAGCUUUGCUUAUCGGCAUUUCACCUGGGGACUCAGAUGGGGAAUGGCAAUUUGUAGGGUUGAAAGCACCCAGUUGUUUCCAAUGAUACAACUUUCGUCCUGAAAUAUGCCCUGAAGUCCCCUGAGCGUGGCACACAGUCCUGCGUGGGUAGUCCCUCACUGGCAGAGUAUCCAUGACUGCGAGGGGGGUGGUUUUGGGCUGUAACUGGCCCCUACAGCAGAGUUUCAUACUGAAACCUAGGUCCCAAGUCGAGCUCUGUAGAGUGGAGGAACACCCUGUCUUGUUCAUAGGUGGUCCUUGUGAACCAUAGACGGUUCACAGCACUGGGAUCCCUUCUUCUGCGACCAGUACAAACUCAGUUUAGGAUGAUCUAUGCGCACUCCUGGCCCUCUUCUUGGCAGCAGAAGAGUUUGCUUCCACGUGGGUGAGGAAAACAGCUUUGGGCUUCCCUAAUCUGUGAGAAUAGGGACCAAAGUCUGUCCUGCAAGAGACAGCAGCACAAGCACCCAUUUCUUGCUGACAACAACCAGGUUACUCACCUGGAGUGCUGAUGGAGACACUUUUCCCUCCCGUCAUCCUACACAGCCUGGGAAAUGCAAGUUUAUGACGUUGUCUCUGGGUUCUCCGCAGGCUCAGUCACCAGUUAGACCCAGGCAAACUCGUUUUAUGAUGCUGAGAGGUCUUCAUAAAAGGUCUUCAGGAAUAGAUUAAAGGCACUGAUACCUUAAUAUGGCCUUGAGACCAUGAAGGUCUCACCAUAAGAAGACCCUUGGUCAUUGGCAGUCUCUGGCAGCAAAGCGCUAACGUUAGCGAGGGACACCGGAUGGGAGCCACCCUGAGCCAGAGCUUGUGCAGGGGAGGUUGGCUGCUUCCCACCGCACGUCCUUCCUUACCUUCUUGAGGAGCAGCGGUAUUAUGGUGGGCUGAUAUUGAUGGUGGGUAAAUGUAAUAAAAUGUAUGUGUGGCAGGGGAGUGAUUUUUUCACCUUUAGCUCCCGCAAAUUUAAUGGGAAAAAGUUUAUAAA
This is a messenger RNA of Chroicocephalus ridibundus (black-headed gull), 7720 nucleotides long. It is a transcript of the gene TUNAR, whose product is annotated as TCL1 upstream neural differentiation-associated RNA. The record is from RefSeq and is a predicted model, not a curated record. Lineage: Eukaryota; Metazoa; Chordata; Aves; Charadriiformes; Laridae. The transcript is spliced from 7 exons. Bases 1403 to 1627 code for a protein of 74 amino acids.